Messenger RNA from Zychaea mexicana, 789 nucleotides. RefSeq lists its product as uncharacterized. Gene Ontology annotation, biological process: cell wall mannoprotein biosynthetic process; protein N-linked glycosylation. The transcript has 3 exons. Gene Ontology annotation, molecular function: alpha-1,6-mannosyltransferase activity. Lineage: Eukaryota; Fungi; Mucoromycota; Mucoromycetes; Mucorales; Lichtheimiaceae. The record is from RefSeq and is a predicted model, not a curated record. Gene Ontology annotation, cellular component: mannan polymerase complex. The annotation marks the transcript as partial.
GAACAUCUGCUGGUCCUGACACCGCUCGUCAAGGGCAUCAGCACAGCCCAUCUCCUCGACCGCUACUUUGAACAACUCGACGCAUCGACAUACCCGAACCAUCUCAUUUCCAUCGGCUUGCUGGUCACCGAUUCUGCCGACAGCACGCUGCUCGAAGCACUCGAGUCGCGCGUGCGACGUCUUCAAGGCCGGUGGUUCAAACGAUUCCACGCGAUCAGCGUCUAUCAGCGCCAUUUUGAGCUUACCCACAAUGAUGAGCCGUACGACCUGACGAUCAUGGCACGCGCCCGUAACUUUCUGCUGGCUGCCUCGCUGCGGGAUUUCCACAGCUGGGUAGCCUGGGUCGAUGUGGAUGUCGUCAAGUAUCCGCCCACCGUCUUUGACGACUUGAUGCGGAUCGAUGGCGACGUUGUCGUGCCCAACUGCUUGGCGUACCGCGAGGACAAUGCCUUUUGGGCAUACGAUCGCAGCAAUUGGGCUGAAACGGAUUAUUCACUCGAAAUGCAAAAGUGGGUGGGACAGGACUUUAUUUUGAUGGAAGCCCUGUUUUCCCUUUUCUCUUGGGGCCUGGUAGAUAUGCCAACACAUUUAGGAAAAGAGCACAAGGUUCCCCUCGACGGUGUAGGUGCAACAUUUACAUUGGUCAAGUCGCACGUUCACCGUGAAGGCGCCAACUUUCCGCCGUUUGUCUACCAACAUCAGGUCGAGGCUGAGGCGUUUGGUAAGGUUGCCAAUGCCAUGGGAUUCUCGGUCUAUGGUCUUCCUGGUUACAUGGUUUAUCAUGCGGAA